This is a messenger RNA of Penicillium longicatenatum, 1251 nucleotides long. RefSeq names its product FAD-dependent oxidoreductase. The transcript has a single exon. NCBI's taxonomy places the organism in Eukaryota, Fungi, Ascomycota, Eurotiomycetes, Eurotiales, Aspergillaceae. Gene Ontology annotation, molecular function: FAD binding. Bases 1 to 1251 code for a protein of 416 amino acids. The record is from RefSeq and is a predicted model, not a curated record.
AUGUCGCAUGUUCAAAUUGCAAUUAUAGGCGCUGGGCCUGUCGGUCUAACGCUCGCCCGGCUGCUUCUCAACAAUCCCAGCCUCAACGUGGUCGUGUUUGAAUCAGAUGGGUCGCGCAAUUCUCGCAGUCAAGGUGGAACUCUUGAUCUGCAUCCAGACACAGGUCUCGAGGCCCUAAAACAAGCAGGCCUGUGGGAGGAAUUCACGAAAAAUGCCCGUUACGAUGGAGAAGCCUUAACUUUCUGCGAUAAGAAGCUCCAAAAGUACGUCCGUCUGUCCGGUGCAGAGGGAAAAUCCUCUCGCGGUCGUCCUGAAAUCGACCGAGCAGCCCUCCGCGCGAUUUUACUAGACUCUAUCCCCUCGGAGAUGAUUCGUUGGGGCUGUCACCUGCGCGCAAUCGACGAAAACCACGACUUGGUUUUUGACCACGGCAUCGAGUCUGGAUUUGAUUUGGUGGUGGGGGCAGAUGGUGCCUGGAGCAAAGUCCGCAGCUUGCUGUCAGAUCAAAAGCCAGUGUAUUCCGGUAUCGGUGGAUAUGAUUUUAAUAUCCCCAAUGCCAAAGAAACAGCCCCCAAAUGCUACGAACACACCAAUCGGGGCUCGCUGUUUUCUCUCUCCGAUCAUCGGGCAAUUUUCAGUCAGCAGAUCGGAGAUGGUAGCUUAUAUAUAACUUGUUGGAGCCAAAGGCCUGAAGACUGGAUGCAGACCGGCUCAUGUGACAUUCUCAGCCCUGAAUGUAUCAAAAAGAUUAUCAGGGAAGAAUUUCACGACUGGCAUCCCGAGUUGCUGGACUUUGUGGAAAAGGGAGAUGAUAUUGUAGCUCGCUCAUUGUACAUGCUUCCUGUGGGUUGGUGCUGGGAACACCGCCCUGGUAUUACAUUGAUUGGUGACGCCGCUCAUGUCAUGACACCUUUUGCCGGGGAGGGAGUCAAUUUGGGCAUGCAAGACGCCUUAAUGCUGUCACAGGCUAUCCUUAGGGCAACUAGCUCAUCAGCACCUACUGAUAAACUUCCGGCUGAGAUCAGGGCCUUUGAGGAAAAUCUUUUCGUGAGAGCAAAGCGGACAGGUACUCACACAAUGGACAUGCUGAAGUGGAUGAUGCUUACUGAUGGCGCACCGCGGAGCACGAUUGACAAAUUCUCUCUACGCAUGAUGACUUUCCAUGAUAAGACUUUUCUUGAGCAUUUGCGGUACCCUUUUCUUGCUGCUUUGGUCAAAGGAUACUUUUCCCUGUGCAAAUUAUGGUAUUGA